This is a messenger RNA of Perca fluviatilis (European perch), 3746 nucleotides long. It is a transcript of the gene atp1b2b, whose product is annotated as ATPase Na+/K+ transporting subunit beta 2b. The transcript has 8 exons. Gene Ontology annotation, biological process: sodium ion export across plasma membrane; intracellular sodium ion homeostasis; intracellular potassium ion homeostasis. The record is from RefSeq and is a predicted model, not a curated record. Gene Ontology annotation, cellular component: sodium:potassium-exchanging ATPase complex. NCBI's taxonomy places the organism in Eukaryota, Metazoa, Chordata, Actinopteri, Perciformes, Percidae. Gene Ontology annotation, molecular function: ATPase activator activity. The coding region runs from base 334 to 1218 and encodes 294 amino acids.
GCAGUAUCACUAGAUUUCUGCACCACUCAUCAAAACUCUGCGGCAUGCAGACAAGAGCUGGGGGGGAGGGCAGAUACUAGGUCUGUGCUGGAGUGUAGGACUGCUACCUCUUACUCUUACUAUCCGUCUCUCUGUUAUCAGAUUGACUCCAGUAGUGUUUCUACUUUCAUUACCAUUCAUUUGUCCAUCUGAGCGCUUAAGUAGACCUUUAAUUAUCUGUCUUCUUGCCAUACAGUAGCUCUCUUUCUGCUCUCUGGCUAAUUGUUUCAGCCCGGCGCUAAUUGCAUUAGGGCGCGUUUGUUAGAGCUUUGGGGUCCAAACUUUUAUGACAAAAUGGCAAAGGAUGGAGAAAAAACCGGGUGGAAGGAAUAUAUAUGGAACCCGAGGACGAGGGAGUUCCUGGGCAGGACGGCGAGCAGCUGGGGUCUUAUUCUUCUCUUCUAUUUAGUUUUCUACAUCUUCCUGGCCGGCUUGUUUACACUCACUAUGUAUGUCAUGCUGCAGACCUUGGACGACCACAAACCAACCUGGCAAGACAGGCUCUCCACACCAGGCAUGGUGAUUAGACCCAAAACAGAUGACUCCUAUGAGAUUGUCUAUAACAUCGAGAACACUGAGAGCUGGGACAUGUACGCUCAAGCCCUGGACAAGUUCCUGGCACCCUACAACAACUCCGUCCAGGCCGAGAAAAAUAACGAUUGCGUCCCAGACCAGUACUUCCUGCAGGAGGACAGCGGCGAUGUCAAGAACAACCCCAAGCGCUCCUGUCAGUUCAACCGUACCAUGCUGGAGCUAUGCUCUGGAAUCAAUGAUCGUUACUAUGGAUACCAGGAUGGCAAGCCAUGCAUCAUCAUCAAGCUGAAUCGGGUGAUUGGGAUGCUGCCAAGUAAGGAUGGACAUGCUCCGUUUGUCACCUGUGGUGCAAAGAAAUACAAAGUUGGCAAAGAUCAGUGGAAAGAAGACUCUGACAAAAUUGGAGAGUUGCUGUAUUUCCCUCCAAAUGGCACUUUCAACCUUAUGUACUACCCUUACUAUGGAAAGAAAGCUCAGGUGAACUACUCUCAGCCUUUGGUCGCCGUCAAGUUCCUUAAUAUUACUGCCAAUCAAGAUGUCAACAUCGAGUGCAGGAUCAACGCCAACAACAUUCCCAUUGGAAGUGACAGAGACAAGUUUUCCGGAAGAGUGUCUUUCAAGCUGAGGAUCAACACUAUCAACUAGGUUGACCCUUUUCCUCUGCUGAAAACUACUUUCUUCAUUCUCUGCAUCAUUGCACAUACACAGAAACAAAUCUCAGUAUUUCACACCCUUUGUAGGAUUUGUUUACAACCCCCAAAUUUUGGGGGAAAUUGUUUGUCCAGUCGUGUGAUGAUAUGGGGCAAGAAUAAAAGGGUGGUAAUCCUGUCAUUAUUUCUGUCUGUGAGCUUUGGGACAAAUUCUUUUCUGUAAAUUAGUUUGAGGUGACGUCUAUUUAUACUGCAUGACAAACUAGGGGAUAUAAAGAAUGUGAACAUGUGUUUUCAAAGUUUGCAAGGAUCAGCAACAUUAACACUUUAUUGCUGCUCCCCUCCUGCUGCCUACUUAUAGAGUAUCCCUCUAUAUAUGAAUAUACACAAAUUACAAUACAAAAUGUGUAUAUCUACAGUAUUUACACAGUAUCAUAACCUUAUAUCAGUACGUCUAUUUUGUUGCACUUAAAAGAAUAAUCCAACAGACUUGCUUAUAUCUUGAUGGAUGGAUGCAGAGAUGAAGCCAUUUUGCAUGUGUGUAUUGUCUUUAGUGUGCUAUGAGGGCAGGAGGCCCCUGUGUCCCACUCCACCUCUCUGCUAAGUGUGAAAUAAGGUUAUGUUAAACCACUAACCACCAGGAGGGGCCACACUAUAAUCUACUAAACCUUACACACAGCAAGUGUGUGUUUCGAUAACAACAUACUGUAAGAUAGGCAUCUCCAAAAAAUAGAAGUGUGUGUGCGUGUGUGUGUGUGUGUGUGUGUUCCAUUCACAGGUCCUAUUUCAUUCAGUAGGUCGGGAAGUUGCAUGCAAUGUGCAAUAUUCAUUAAGUGGCAUACAUUAUGAAUGCCUGAGUCCAUUCUUCGGAUGAGAAGACUUCUAUUAAAUGAUAAUUAUUUUGGAUCAUUUGAUAUUCAUUUGAUAACAAGGUUGUUUGACCUGAGAGCAGCUUAUGAAACAGAUCUGCUUCAUAUUUAGACUGCAAAGAGUGUUCAUAUCAACAACACUGGUGUCAAAUGAAUUAUGAAAUGAGACAUCAGUCCUAUGCUUCAGAGGUCUUACAUUACAACAUCACCUUAGUUUGACAAAAACCAAAACUCCCAGCCAGCUAGUGGAUAAACAGAACUUUAGUUCCCAGGUUCCCAAUCAACCAUCUGAAUUUCAAAUGAAAAACAGCAAAAAUGAUCCUCCUGCUGUACGAUGACAUUACACUCCCCCUGUCACUGUGUGUAUUAUUUUUAAAGCUUAAACCAAGAGCCAUUUUCUUGUGUCUCAAUUUUUAAUUAAUUUAAACAUGAAUAUUUGGAGGUUUUUUUUGCGUGUAUUGCAUCUAUUUCAUAUGUAUCAGAAAUAGAUGCCAUUAUCAUAUUUUGUAUUGAUUUACACUGGAAGUGUGCUUUGAAUUCAUUAAUGUACAGUUUUGGAGGAUGCAGAACAUUUGUGUUUUUUUCCCUUUCUUUUAUUCAUAUCCAUUAUCAUCCUCUUAAAUAUUCAUCCAGGAUAUAAAAAUGUAUAGUUUACAUAUUCUUUGAAUGGUGACUAGAGUCUUGAAUAAUGUGAGUUGGUAGUUUGUUUUUUUUUGUCCUGUAGGAAAUUAACAAAACUGGAGAUUUGCUUCCUUACCCCCCAUAGAAAAGAAUAUUUUUCUCAUUUAAAUUUGUUGUUUUCAUAUAGAAUUCUUCACUGUUGUAUGAAUAAGUCUGAAGGCAAAGACAUCAUGAUAACUAGACAACCAGUUUGAACAACCAACCUGUUGAAAAAGCAUAGAGUAGGCCUGAGUUUGGUGCUGUUUACUUAAUGUGCAUUCAUUGUGCAGUAAAGACACACACAAUUGUAAGAACGCCUGUAAAUGAUGGCUGGAGAUAUCUGUAGAGUCACACUUUUAAACUCAGGCACACUGCUUUGGCAUGGUUGCAGAAUUGCACCAAUGCGAACGUGAUCCUGUCGUGUCAUCAUGGCAGCAAAUGUGGAACACAAGCAUCUGUUCGCUCACAUUAAGGUCUGGCUCGACUCCACCACUUAAUUUCUCUCAGAGCAAUGUGUUUCUCUCGCAAAUAUCUCACAGUGGGCUCAAUAGGACCUCAUUAUCUGAUCCAUGCUUGACAAAGAAAGGCAAUUAGAUCUAAUGUGAUUACCUGGUCUAUUUCUGAAGGGUUAUUCAUAAUGAAGGAUGUGAUCCAACAGUCAUCUCUUUUUUUUGUUGCUUUUCGUGUGACCAUCUACUGAGCAGUUCAAAUGUAUUUCUCCUCUGGCAUUCCUGCAACACUUAUUUAAUUUCUCUGUAAUCUCUUAAUCUGGUCAACUAAUCCACAGCAGGCACGCUCAACUUCUUUACCCUACUUUGUCGCUCCUCCUCCUCCUUGUGUCAAACGCCUGAAUCACUGUCUUCAAAAGAAAUAAAGCAAGGGUAUUUUUUUCCCCAAUGCAUUCAAUCCUAUUUUACCCCAAUCAUUCUUUAAAUUGACCAAACCUUUUUAAAUCACAAUACGGCAAAUAAAAUGUCUUUGCUUCAUCACCUAA